Messenger RNA from Fusarium pseudograminearum CS3096, 726 nucleotides. RefSeq lists its product as uncharacterized. The transcript has a single exon. NCBI's taxonomy places the organism in Eukaryota, Fungi, Ascomycota, Sordariomycetes, Hypocreales, Nectriaceae. Bases 1 to 726 code for a protein of 241 amino acids. The record is from RefSeq and is a predicted model, not a curated record.
AUGGAUCCAGACUCGGAGCAAUUACGCAGUAUCCUGCAAUCCAAGAGCUGGUUCGGCUUCGACCUAGACGACACCCUACACGAGUUCCGCAAAGCAAGUCGCGCAGCAACAACACACUGCCUGAACCACAUCGCCAACAAAUACCAACCAACACUCCGAGAUCUUCAAGACCGAUACGCAAUCAUCCUCAAGCAAGGUACAGCCGAGGCUUUCACCGACGGCAAGACUUCCCACGAUUAUCGUCGAGCCCGCUUUACUGCCACGUUGAGCCAUUUCGGAUUGGACCACGACGACGUGUGCAUUGACGAAUUACUGAACACCUACGAACGUGUUCUCGUGGAUAAACUCACCCGCAAACCAGGAGCCACUUCUCUUCUCCAAGCGAUCAAAAGAUCUGGUCGGAAGAUUGCCGUCAUCACUGAGGGUCCACAGGAUGCUCAGGAGCGGGCAGUUCGAGAUCUGGGUAUCGAGCAGUACAUUGACUUUCUCGCUACCACGAAUUACUUUGGUGUAGCCAAGAUCUCGGGGCUCUUUGGUAAAGUCCUAGAACAUCUCAACGUUCAGCCGCACGACAUGGUAUUCAUCGGCGAUUCGCAAGAGCGUGAUAUAGAGCCCGCGACGAAAGAGGGCAUCUAUGCGAUUCACCUAGCCGAAGACCAAACGGAGCCUCUUGUGCUGCAACGUCGGAGUGUAAACUCAUUGGACGUUGUAGCUCGGCUGAUCUAG